Molecule: messenger RNA, 1264 nt
Organism: Eucalyptus grandis
Lineage: Eukaryota; Viridiplantae; Streptophyta; Magnoliopsida; Myrtales; Myrtaceae
Product: epoxide hydrolase A
Exons: 3
Coding region: 154-1116 (320 amino acids)
Molecular function (GO): hydrolase activity
Source: RefSeq, a predicted model, not a curated record
GUCCUAUCGGCGAGCUCCGUGUAGCUCUCUCUCUCUCACUAUCUCUCUCUCUCUCUCCUCGUAUCAUCAUCGUCAUCAUCAAUCGCAGGACUCCGAGGAACACGCUCUCUGCAGCAGCGAACUUUCAGUCAGACAGAGUCCCAAAGAAAGAAGAUGGAGACCAUCAAGCACCGCACGGUUAAGGUCAACGGCGUGAACCUCCACGUGGCGGAGAGCGGCGAGGGCCCGCUCGUCCUCCUCAUCCACGGCUUCCCGGAGCUCUGGUACACGUGGCGCCACCAGAUCCUCGGCCUCGCCGCGCUCGGCUUCCGCGCCGUCGCCCCCGACCUCCGCGGCUACGGGGACUCCGACGCCCCGGCGGCGGCGGACGCCUACACCUUCCUCCACGUGGUGGGCGACCUGGUGGGGCUCCUGGACGCGGUGGCGGCGGAGGGGGAGGAGAAGGCGUUCGUGGUGGCCCACGACGUGGGGGCCCAGAUCGCGUGGUACCUGUGCCUGCUCCGGCCCGACCGGGUCAAGGCUCUGGUCAGCCUCAGCCUGCCGUGGGUGCCCCGGAACCCCGGGAUGAAGCCCCUCGACGGCUACAGGGCCGCCUAUGGCGAUGAUUACUACAUGUGCAGAUUCCAGGAACCUGGAGAGAUCGAGGCCCAGUUUGCAGAGAUGGGAACCAGGAGAGUCCUCGAGGGGGUCUUGACAUACCGCAUUCCCGGCCCGCUUUUCCUUGUGAAAGGGAAAGGGUUCGGGCACCCGGUGGACGACCCGGUCGUCUUGCCUUCGUGGCUGACACAGAAGGACGUUGACUAUUAUGUCGACAAGUUUGAGAAGAAGGGCUUCACUGGAGGGAUCAACUACUAUAGGAACAUGAACCGGAACUGGGAGCUGAUGGCACCAUGGGAUGGGGCUCAGGUGAAAGUGCCUGUAAAGUUCAUUGUGGGUGAGCUUGACCUGGUUUACCACAUGCCAGGCGUCAAGGACUUCAUACACAAAGGCGGGUUCAAGAAGAUGGUCCCUCUCUUGGAGGAAGUGGUGGUCAUGGAAGGUGUGGCCCAUUUCCUCAACCAAGAAAGGCCCCAGGACACCACCCAACACAUUUAUGAUUUCCUUAGCAAGUUUUGAGAUUGCUUCUUGCCCCAUCAUGUGACAAGUCGGGGUCCUCAUAAAGUCUGUCCUCUAUGUAUGGCAUUGUAUGGUAACGUUGAUAAUGCAAGCUAUAACAACGUAUCAAUAUAAAAUUACUUUUGUCCAUGUAACAGUUAAAAAAAAA